GCUUGUUGUGAAGUUGUCAGCCGUGUGUGAUCGGUUCGGAAGAGAAAAGCUGCUGGAAACGCUGUUUUAGGGAUUUAUGAACCGGUUUCCGGUAGUUUUAACGUUUCCACGGGACGGUACCGUGUGAAACUGGUUGUCUUUAAUCUCGAGGCUGCAGGUAGCUGCUGCUGCUGAUGGAGAAGGUGUUUCGCUGUCCGGGUCGCCAUGGCUACGCCGUGGAAGUGUCUCCGUUCAUUGCCAACAGAGUGGCCUGCGCCUCCUCGCAGUACUACGGCAUAGCUGGCUGUGGCACUCUCCUGGUCCUGGAUGAGACGGAGACAGGGGUUGCUUUGGUGAGAAGCUGGGAGUGGGGCGACGGCCUGUUCGACGUAGCUUGGAGCGAAGCCAACGAGCACAUCGUGGUUGCCGGGGGCGGGGACGGCAGCCUGCAGCUGUGGGACACAGCCAAUCACAGCGCUCCGCUGAGAGUGGCCAAAGAACACACACAAGAGGUGUAUUCUGUAGACUGGAGUCAGACCAGAGGAGAGAACCUCAUCGUCUCUGGAUCGUGGGAUCAAACUGCUAAAGUGUGGGACCCCGCUCUCAGCCAAUCACUGACCACGCUCAGUGGUCACGAAGGGGUCAUCUACAGCACCGUUUGGUCGCCUCACAUCCCAGGAUGCUUUGCGUCAGCGUCAGGUGACGGGACGCUCCGAGUUUGGGAUGUGAAAAGCGCCGCGUGUCGAUUGGCCAUCCCAGCGCACAAGGCUGAGAUCCUUAGCUGUGAUUGGUGCAAAUAUGACCAGAACGUCGUGGCCACGGGCUCGGUGGACUGCAGCGUGUGUGUGUGGGACCUGAGGAACGUCCGACAGCCUGUCAAUCAGCUGCUGGGACACACCUACGCCAUCCGCAGAGUCAAGUUUUCUCCGUUCAGUAAGACGAUGUUGGCGUCCUGCUCGUACGACUUUACUGUCAGGUUCUGGGACUACAGCAGGAACCAGCCUCUCCUGGACACCGUGGAACAUCACUCAGAGUUUGUCUGUGGACUAGACUUCAACCUGCACAUCCCCAACCAGGUGGUGGACUGUUCCUGGGAUGAGAUGGUGAAGAUCUACACGCCUGCCUGUCUGUCUGCUGGAACUCACAGCACAGCACCGUAGAACAAGUACUACCACACUUCUGAGGACGUGUCUGAGGGAGUCACAAAACACAAAGGAACUAGUUUAAACUGACAUCAACCACAUUGAACAUAUCGGCCAAAACAGGGGAAUUACAACUUCUGUGUCCGUCAUGUGAUGCCCUCCAAAACUACUUUCUCCCAUGGACAUACAUGGCGAAAGAGACAUCUUUAAAUCAGUGGAUACAUUUUUUGAGUAUCGCAACAACGGACUGUAAACAAAGAACAAUGAUGAGUCUUCACUUCCUCCCACAUGUGAAGACAAAAUCUCCCAGAUAUGGGUGCUGCUAAGUUGUAAUUUUGGAGCUAGAGUCUGCACAGUAGUUACCGGGCGUUGGAGCUACGGUAUCGAAGUCCCGCCCACACACCCGCCCUACCAAUCUACAGUCAAACCCAGCUGUCAAUCAUGACAUUUCAGCCCGUUUGUAUAGCAUCAAAUAUAUAAAUAAAAACCAAACUGCUCAGCAAAAUUAACAAUUUGCAUGAUCAGAACUACCUAAAAUGACAGAAACCGUCUUUAUUUGACAUGUACUUUGAUUUUUUGAUUUUUUUUUGUCAGGACCUGUAGCUCGCCAUCUGGAAGUCCCCACAAAGUGUUAUAAAUAUACACACACACACACACAUACACACGGACACACACACACACACACACACAUUAUCAGCACACAGCAGGCUUUGGGAAAAAUCCACCGAGAUUCCCAAACUGAUUCAGUUUUAUAAUUAACAAGAUGUGUUAACUUUUCCCGUAAUGAAUUAUGUAAAUCAAGAUGCUUUACAGUUGGUGUGAUCCAUAAUAUCCAUGUCAAUAUCUGCUUCCUCUUUAUCUAUCUCACUGAUUUCCUGUUUAACCGGAGAAAAGAAAUGUCAACUGUGACUAAUUUCACUACUGAAAUGUCAUCAGUGUUAUUAUGGUGUGUUCAGUGCCUUUUAAUAAAGUAGCGAAUACCACAUGAAAA
Messenger RNA from Perca flavescens (yellow perch), 2112 nucleotides. It is a transcript of the gene pex7, whose product is annotated as peroxisomal biogenesis factor 7. Bases 174 to 1139 code for a protein of 321 amino acids. Lineage: Eukaryota; Metazoa; Chordata; Actinopteri; Perciformes; Percidae. The transcript is spliced from 11 exons. Gene Ontology annotation, molecular function: protein binding. The record is from RefSeq and is a predicted model, not a curated record. Gene Ontology annotation, biological process: protein import into peroxisome matrix. Gene Ontology annotation, cellular component: peroxisomal matrix; cytosol.